AUGAGGUUCUCCCUGGGAUUUCUGCUUCUCAUGCUGUUGGUCUACAGCAUCACUCCAGUCCAUGGUGUUCUGGAGGCCUUUAACACAAACUUAAAGUGUAAAUGUGUCCAAGAAACCUCAGCCUUUAUCCCCAUCCAACUCAUUGAAAAGCUUCAAGUCUUGCCUCCUGGGAAUGGGUGCCCAAACAAAGAAAUCAUAGUUUGGAAGAAGAAUAAGUCAGUUGUAUGCUUGAACCCUCAAGCUAAAUGGAUACUAAAAUUAAUAAAAAUGUUACAGAGAAAAAGUGCUGUUUCAACUCCAUGA
Messenger RNA from Puma concolor (puma), 303 nucleotides. RefSeq names its product C-X-C motif chemokine ligand 13 (gene CXCL13). Gene Ontology annotation, cellular component: extracellular region. Gene Ontology annotation, molecular function: chemokine activity. Lineage: Eukaryota; Metazoa; Chordata; Mammalia; Carnivora; Felidae. The record is from RefSeq and is a predicted model, not a curated record. Gene Ontology annotation, biological process: immune response; chemotaxis; defense response.